AUGAGUAAAGUAGUAAAGAAAACAAAAAACCCAAAUAAUGUUAAUAACAAAAAAAAGAAAUCAAUAGACACAAUUGUUCAAAAUGAUGAGGACAGUUUAAAUUAUAAUCCAUUUACAACAAAGGAAACAAUAAAGCCAUUUGAUUUAGAUAUAGAAGAUGAGAUAGUUGAAAAGGAAGAGAAUAAAAAAGACCCAUUUAAAGAGUUACUUAAAAAAAGAAUAAAACAAAUGAAUGCCAAAGUUGGCAGAAUUAAAGAAAACCAAGAUGAAAGGGAAAGUUUUGAAGAUGAAAUGGAAAAAUCUGGUAAGGAGUGGUAUAAACAAAAUUUAGUGAAUGAUGUUCCAAGAAAAUUAACAAUUAUGUAA
Molecule: messenger RNA, 366 nt
Organism: Plasmodium vinckei vinckei
Lineage: Eukaryota; Apicomplexa; Aconoidasida; Haemosporida; Plasmodiidae
Product: conserved Plasmodium protein, unknown function
Exons: 3
Coding region: 1-366 (121 amino acids)
Source: RefSeq, a predicted model, not a curated record